AUGUUGCAGUCCAUGUCGUUGGCCGCUCAAGUAGGUCUGUUCGCUGGGGGCGUGCUCCUAGGCGCUGGGAGCGCGACAUGGAUCACUAGACGCAAAGGUACAGGGUCGUCUGAUGUACAGAAGGUGACAGUGCCAGGCACAUCUACACCUAUAUCGUCACCCGCAUCCGUGACGCCUGCUACGACCGCUACGCCAUCAGCGGAUGCGCUAGCGUUGUCAGGGCAUCCAGGUCCCAUUGCCGAUUUCUUGCGUAGCCAGGCGUAUGUGAGCGUAUAUGACCGUCGUCUACGUCAUCCUAGCUGGACAGCUGAGCACUUGACAGCGGAAUCCAUUCGUCGGCCUCCUGGUGCGAAUGUAAAUCGCGCUCAAUCGAUCUUUACAGAAGACGCACGUAUUCCGCCCAUGUUCCGUGCGACGAACACGGACUAUUUCCGCUCUGGAUACGACCGUGGGCAUAUGGUGCCAGCUGCGGACGUGAAGCAGAGUCAGGCUGCUAUGGAUGAGACAUUUUUGUUGACGAACAUUGCGCCGCAGGUGGGCCCGGGCAUGAACCGUGACUAUUGGGCACACACAGAAGAUUUCGUGCGUCGUCUUACGAACCAAUUCAAAGAUUUGUACGUCUUUACCGUGCCGCUCUACCUUCCGCGGCAAUCGUCCGAUGGAAAAUGGCGAGUUUCGUAUGAGGUAAUUGGAUCACCGCCUAAUGUCUCUGUGCCGACCCACUUUGCGAAGGUCGUGCUGGGAGCCGGUGCUACACAAGGCGUAGGUUCGCUUUUGGGCGGUCAGGGCUCACUGGCCCUCGGUGCCUUUAUCAUACCCAACAGCAUGAUUCCCGACUCGGCGCCAUUGCGCAGCUUUGAAGUCGAUGUGGAAGCGGUGGAGCGCGCAGCGGGCUUGACAUUGUUCCCCCCGGCCAUCAAGUCCUCCGCAAAAAAGCUCUGUGAUACAGUCAAGUGCGAAAUUAUCAUUCGUGACUUUUCAGACGCCAACAGGAGGGCGCAGCAAGCACUGCCUGCACGUCCUGUAGUCAAGUAA
Messenger RNA from Malassezia pachydermatis, 1035 nucleotides. RefSeq names its product mitochondrial nuclease. Gene Ontology annotation, molecular function: RNA endonuclease activity; nucleic acid binding; single-stranded DNA endonuclease activity. Lineage: Eukaryota; Fungi; Basidiomycota; Malasseziomycetes; Malasseziales; Malasseziaceae. Gene Ontology annotation, biological process: apoptotic DNA fragmentation. Bases 1 to 1035 code for a protein of 344 amino acids. The record is from RefSeq and is a predicted model, not a curated record. The transcript has a single exon. Gene Ontology annotation, cellular component: mitochondrial inner membrane; nucleus.